Molecule: messenger RNA, 1545 nt
Organism: Aspergillus ruber CBS 135680
Lineage: Eukaryota; Fungi; Ascomycota; Eurotiomycetes; Eurotiales; Aspergillaceae
Exons: 3
Coding region: 100-1293 (397 amino acids)
Biological process (GO): endoplasmic reticulum tubular network organization
Cellular component (GO): endoplasmic reticulum tubular network
Source: RefSeq, a predicted model, not a curated record
AGCUGCCUGACAUGCCUAACACUUUUGACACUUCACUUUUUUUCUCUAUUUGAGAUAUGCUCUUGCGUUAAGUAUUUCUGUCUGAAGCUCAACUAGGUCAUGGUGUCUCUCUGGCCUUGGAAGGGCGAGGACAACUCCCCAGCGCACUUCGAGAAGACGCUUGCCGCUCUUUCGACCAAGAUCAACAAUGCAACCGCGCGUUUGGACACCCACCGCCAAAAUGCCCGCCGUUUCAAAGCUCUCUGGACGCUCUACACCACCUUCGCGUACCUCCUUUACUCGAUCAUCCUAGCUCUCGUUCUCGGUUGGCAGAAUUGGGGAAUCGUUGAAUACUCUGCUGUUUCUGGCGGGCCGGUUUUGAUCUACGUCGUUAGGACAUUGGCCAGCCGAUUCUUCGAUUACCGCAUCUCCAAGACCCAACAACAUCUGGAUGAUCUGAAUAAGCAACGAGACGUUACCAUCGAGAAACUCAAAGCGGCUACCAAAUAUAACUCGACCCAGCAAUUGCUUGAGAAGUAUGGUGGGGAAUCCCCUAGACCGUCACCGUCAAAGGGCGAUGACGAGAAGCGCAAGUUGUUGGAGGCCCAGCGUAAACCGUCGACGCCGCAACAACAACAGCCACCGGUAGCACGCACAGGACUAGCUCCGCCGCCGACAGCCAAUAUUCGACGACCUGUAACUCCUUCAGCACAAUCGCCUCCCAACCCAUCCCCACCGUCCCCCUAUGGAGCGCAAAACCAGCCUCAACCCUUCCCUCAGACCCCUCCUCAACCUCCGCGACCACAACAGCCCGUCGAUGAACCUGGAUUUGCUCCGAAUGCCUUCCCAAGAUCCUCCCAAUACAUCGAACAAUCCCACUGGUACGACCGUCUCUUAGAUGUCCUCUUAGGAGAAGACGAAACACAACCCAAGAACCGGGUAGCAUUGAUCUGCCGCACAUGUCGACUCGUCAACGGCCAGGCACCACCUGGCGUCCGAACUCUGGAAGAACUUGGUCGCUGGCGAUGCGGAGGCUGCGGGGUAUGGAACGGCGAGGAGAGCGAGGCGACAAAGGUUCUCGCGAACAUCCGCAACUCCCAAUCCAGCGCUGGAGAGUUUACUUGGGACUCCGUGUCCAAGCCUGAUGCGAACAACCACUCGCCAGUUAAAUAUGAUACUGAGGAGGCGGUUAUGGUCGCUGCGAGUAACUCGAGCCCAGAAACACCUACAGGGCCGGUGGAAGAGGAAGACGAAGAGCCCCAAUCCACCAGGGUAACUCGUAGCAGGGCAAAGGGUGGGAAUAGGAAGGGAUGAGGCGUUAGACUGGUUUUGGGUUGUUUGUUAUUUGUUUUUAUUUUUCACUACCAUUGAGUAUCCAUUUCUGUCGGUCGAGGGAUACCUGUCAGUAUAUAUAUCUUUACCUGAAAAGUUUCCAUACAUAGCCGGCAUUAUCACAGGUUACAUUGAAACCAAAUUUCAUUUAAGUCUUGGACUUGGGUAUUCUUACUGCUUAACAUAUCCAGAGUGGAUGAAACAUAUCCAAUUCUAACGUCUAUUCGUACAUGC